UGCAAUUUGGAUUUGCUCAACACAAGCGACCUUCCCUUCCGACAGUUACUUCUCCAAGAUGUGCUGCUAGACAAUGUCAGAGAUUAUGUUUCACAAAUGACAAUCCCAUACCUCACUUCCCUAGAGCUGGCCAGCACUGAUCAGGAAGUGUACCAUAAUGCUUACAAGGCAGAGGUAUUUCGCAACCUCGUGAAAUGCGUCUCCCAGUCUCUCAUGGAGCUCACGUUCACCACCGUUGACUUUCCUUCCACCAAUGCACUUUCCAUCUUUCACAUGGCACAGAACCUCCUGAGGUUAUCCAUCGUGGAGCAAAACAGGGUGCAAAUGCGUCUCAUUACUCCCAAUUUCAUACAGGGGCUUUAUGAUCCAAGGAUGCUUCCAGCGUUGCAGCAUUUGCAGCUUGUCUGGUUGGAAAGUGCGGAUGAGGCUGCUGUUAUGGAUCUGGUUGAGCAUCGGGCAUUCGAGUCUGUUGUGAUAGGUGUGAGGAUGGGAGGCGGGCUCAGAGGGGAUACUUUGUCUAGAGUCGACGCUCUUCAAAAACGAGGUACAAUGAUUACACUCUGGUAG
Molecule: messenger RNA, 567 nt
Organism: Desarmillaria tabescens
Lineage: Eukaryota; Fungi; Basidiomycota; Agaricomycetes; Agaricales; Physalacriaceae
Exons: 1
Source: RefSeq, a predicted model, not a curated record